UGCGCGUGCACGAGAACCCGCGCGCUCCUGUGAGUGAGGAGAGAAGCGCUUCAGCUCGCCGCCUCUCCAAACCUGUUGCCUUUUCAAUAUCAUUUAUUAUUUCAUCAUUAUUAUUGUUGUUAUUUUGAGCCCAGAGAAGGACCGCGUAUUCCAGACUCUCACGGAGGAGAAGAAACGAGAAGAAAUGAGGAAUGUGGAGAGAAGCAGUGAGGAGAGGAAUAGGAGCGGAUUUCCUGUCGGGUGCUCGCUUUGAUGUUUCGGAGAAAACUAAUCCCAAGAGCGGAAACGACACCAGAGGAGUUCAUAUACCAGAACCGGAGUGUGAACAAAACACACCACGAGUCGUGUUAUUUUCCAUUUCAAUACCACACACACACACACACACACACACACACACACACACACACACACACACACACACUCUCUCUCUCUCUCUCUCUCUCUCUCUCUCUCUCUCUCUCUCUCUCUCUCACACUCACACACACACUCUCUAGUUCCUGAAGGACGGAUGUAAUCUUCUACAGAAGCCACAGCUGAAGCUGGUCUCUCGUCAGGACUCUGAUCUUCAGCGUCCAUGCAGAAUGGAGUGAUGUUUCAUGAUGUUGUAUAAUCAUGGGAUAAAAUGUUCCUAUGAAACCAUUUCAGUCGGUUUUUGAUGGGAAUUUUGCGACUAAAAAUCCAGAACAAGACCAAGAAGUUAUCAAUAGUCGGUUCUCCCUUCACCAGCCGUCAUGUGAAGUUUUCAUCUCCUUCUCUCCAUACACACCACACAUACACAUAUAACAGUGUAUCUGAACUCCACUAACGUGGUUUUAAAUGGAUUCUCCGUCGCUAAAUCCGAUUCCCGGAGGACGGAUUAAUCCUAAUCGUGAACUUGAUGGAGUUUCAUCGCAGAUAAACAUGACUCACUUUUGAUUUCCGUGAUUUUCUCAGUGGGGUUUUUCCUGCUAGUACUUCCCAGGUCGAGUGGGUCUACAUGGCCGAUGAGCAUUCAGGGCCCGCAUGCUUCCAGCUAAAGAUGGUGACGUUCGGCACCAGCCCUCCCAAAACUCCAUGAUGGCGAACCCGAGGAAGAUGGACCCGAUCAUCCCGUACUUUGCCGACGUGCCGUGCGACAAAAAUGGCCAGCGCAUGUGGUGGGCCUUCCUCGCAUCGUCCAUGGUCACGUUCUUCGGCGGGCUCUUCAUCAUCCUGCUGUGGAGGACGGUCCGGUACCUGUGGACCGUAUGCUGUCACUGCAGCACCAAAAAAAAGGAUGUUCAGCGGGUCAGCAGUGUGGAGAAGAAGGACAUUACGGUGGUCAGCGAGGUGGGCUGGAUGACCUCGGUGAAGGACUGGGCCGGGGUCAUGAUCUCCGCACAGACACUCACCGGACGCGUGCUGGUGGUGCUGGUGUUCAUCCUCAGUAUCGGAGCGCUCGUCAUUUACUUCAUCGACUCCUCCAGUCCGAUCGAGUCGUGUCCUCACUUUGAUAAAGAAUUUACACUGCAGAUAGACAUGGCCUUCAACAUCUUCUUCCUGCUCUACUUCGGCUUACGCUUCAUCGCGGCGAAUGAUAAGCUGUGGUUCUGGUUGGAGGUGAACUCAGUGGUGGAUUUCUUCACCGUGCCGCCGGUGUUUGUGUCUGUGUAUCUGAACAGGAGCUGGCUGGGUUUGAGGUUUUUAAGAGCCUUACGCUUGAUACAGUUCUCUGAAAUAUUACAGUUUUUAAAUAUCCUAAAAACCAGCAAUUCUAUAAAGUUGGUGAACUUGUGCUCGAUCUUCAUUAGCACGUGGCUAACCGCUGCAGGCUUCAUACACUUGGUGGAAAACUCAGGCGAUCCGUGGGAAAACUUCCAGAAUUUCCAGCAGAUGUCGUAUUGGGAGUGUGUGUAUCUGCUGAUGGUGACGAUGUCCACUGUGGGUUACGGAGACGUGUACGCUAAAACUACACUCGGACGCCUGUUCAUGGUGUUCUUCAUCCUCGGUGGACUGGCCAUGUUUGCCAGCUACGUCCCCGAAAUCAUAGAAUUAAUAGGAAACCGUAAGAAAUAUGGCGGUUCCUAUAGUGCAGUAAAUGGGAGAAAGCAUAUUGUGGUGUGCGGUCACAUCACUCUGGAAAGUGUUUCCAACUUCCUCAAAGACUUCCUUCACAAGGACAGGGACGAUGUCAAUGUAGAAAUAGUUUUUCUCCAUAAUAUUUCCCCUAAUCUUGAGUUGGAAGCCUUAUUCAAGCGCCACUUCACUCAGGUAGAGUUCUACCAGGGUUCUGUCCUAAAUCCACACGACCUGGCCCGAGUCAAGAUUGAAUCAGCAGACGCGUGUUUAAUUUUAGCCAAUAAAUACUGCGCAGACCCCGACGCUGAGGACGCGUCCAACAUCAUGAGAGUGAUAUCUAUUAAAAACUACCACCCAAAGAUCCGCAUCAUCACACAGAUGCUUCAGUAUCACAAUAAGGCUCACUUGUUGAACAUCCCGAGCUGGAACUGGAAGGAAGGAGAUGAUGCGAUUUGUCUGGCAGAACUGAAGCUGGGCUUCAUCGCUCAGAGCUGCUUAGCGCAGGGGCUCUCCACCAUGCUGGCUAACCUGUUCUCCAUGAGGUCAUACAUUAAGAUCGAAGAGGACACGUGGCAGAAGUAUUACCUGGAAGGAGUAGCUAAUGAAAUGUACACUGAGUACCUGUCCAGUGCCUUUGUGGGUUUAUCCUUCCCCAUGGUGUGUGAGUUGUGUUAUGUGAAGCUGAAGCUCCUCCUGAUAGCCAUCGAGUAUAAAUCUGAUCAGAGAGAGAGCAGUACACUUAUUAACCCAGGCAAUCAUGUGAAGAUGCAGGAAGGAACACUGGGUUUCUUUAUCGCCAGCGAUGCCAAAGAAGUAAAGAGAGCUCUGUACUACUGCAAAGCUUGUCAUGAUGACAUCUCAGACCCCAAACGGAUAAAGAAGUGCGGAUGCAAACGACACAAGACGGCGGGCAGCCGCCGAACGAGACUGGCGUGUUGUUUUGGUUGCGGCGAGGCCGAGCACGGCUGUUCGUGCAUGUCUCGCAGCACACGUAGUAACAUGGAGACUCCGCCAUGUGCCUUGCCUCUUUCUCCCACCUCUGUUAGUGAUAAGUCUGCCACUUUACGCACCUCUAAAAGUAACUAUAACGGAUAUAUCAAAGCAACGAUGGACGUCCCGGCAGUGCAGCAGUCCGCUCUGUCGCCUAAGAAAAAACAACGCAAUGGAGGAAUGAGAACUUCACCCAACUGCUCUCCAAAAACUAUACGACUCUUGUCCAUGUCCAGACACGAGCCUGUGCUGAUCCCCAGCCAUGAUCAGAUGGAGACGAUGGACGAUAGCGUGAAGAGGUACGACUCCACCGGAAUGUUCCACUGGUGUCCAUCCAGAGACAUUGAGAAGGUCACAUUGACCCGUAGCGAGGCAGCCAUGACGGUUCUAAGCGGUCAUGUGGUAGUGUGUAUUUUUGGCGAUGUGAAGUCGGCCGUGGUGGGUCUGAGGAACCUGGUGAUGCCUCUAAGAGCGAGUAACUUCCACUACCAUGAGCUGAAACACAUUGUGUUUGUGGGAUCACUGGAGUACUUGAAGAGGGAGUGGGAGACGCUACACAACUUCCCCAAAGUCUCCAUUUUACCUGGCACUCCUCUGAGCAGGGCGGAUCUGAGAGCAGUCAACAUUAACCUGUGUGACAUGUGUGUGAUCCUUUCGGCCAAUCAGACCAACAUCGAUGAUGCAUCUCUGCAGGAUAAAGAGUGUAUUCUCGCCUCGCUCAAUAUCAAGUCCAUGCAGUUUGAUGACAGUAUAGGCCUUCUACAGGCCAACUCACAGGGCUUCACUCCUCCUGGGAUGGAUCGGUCGUCUCCUGAAAACAGUCCUGUUCAUGGUCUGGAGCGACAAACUUCCAUCAGCACGGGAGCGAACAUCCCCAUCAUCACUGAACUUGCUAAGUCAGACAGGCUGCUGAACGCAGUGUGUGUGAGACAGGACAAGAGCUGCGGAACCAACAUUCCAAUGAUCACUGAACUGGUAAAUGAUGCCAAUGUUCAGUUCCUGGAUCAGGAUGAUGAUGAUGAUCCGGACACUGAGCUCUACCUCACACAGCCCUUCGCCUGUGGAACCGCCUUCGCCGUCAGUGUGCUCGACUCACUGAUGAGUGCCACGUACUUUAAUGACAAUAUCCUAACGUUAAUAAGGACGUUAGUGACGGGCGGGGCCACUCCCGAGCUCGAGGGUUUACUAGCGGAGGAGAACGCACUGCGCGGUGGCUACAGCGACACGCACACUCUCGCCAACAGGGACCGCUGUCGAGUGGCACAGCUCGCCCUGUACGACGGGCCAUUCGCCCAGCUCGGGGAAGGUGGGUGUUAUGGCGAUUUAUUCUGUAAAGCGUUAAAGACCUACAACAUGCUGUGUUUCGGGAUUUACCGUCUAAGAGACGCGCACCUGAGCGCUCCGAGUCAGUGCACCAAACGCUACGUGAUCACCAAUCCUCCGUACGAGUUCGAGCUGGUCCCCACAGACCUGAUCUUCUGUUUAAUGCAGUUCGAUCACAACGCGGCUCAGUGCCGCUCCACGCUCUCACACUCCUCACACUCGUCCAGUAAGAAAAGUUCCUCCGUGCACUCCAUCAGCACCAAACACACCAAGAGCCGAGAGCCACGAGACAAACCCAACAGGAAAUACAUCAACACACAGAACUGGAGAAAUAAAGGUUCCACACACUGUUUAGGAAUUUUAGAAAUGUACAGAAUGAAAACGGGAAAGAAACCGGACUCACUGAGUUUCUUUUCUCCAAAGUGCACCGUGGAUGAGUUGAAGGGUCACAGAUGAAGCAGAGAAUCGUCCCUGCUGGGAAAUGCCAAUCAAACUCACAUAAACGUACUCAUUCAUAUAAACGCCGUGUUGAUUCAGGACCAGUCCAGCACUGCUCUCAUUCCUCCAAUCAAAGGCAACAGGCAGUGAAGUGAGGACCAAUCACGUCGCAGGAUCCCUUUGGAGUUACAGAUUGUGCUGCUUUGAGUGAGAGAUCACUCAGUCCUAAUAUAACUCGCAAUAAUCAAUCAUCAUUUCCAUUUAGCUUCACGAGUUAGUAAUUAGUCACGCUCUGAUUCUCAGGUUUUAUUUUUAAUACUAAACCGACACAUUUCAUUAUCAGAACGCAUACGCAGAUCAAUUCUCAGGCUUUCAUUAACCACGUGUCACUAUUGUACGAUUGCAACCUGACAAAGAGCUGUGUAAUUGUAAAAAGGGGCGUGGCUGAUGAAACUUCUUGUUUUCUUGACCAUUGUGAAGCGUUUAAACUGACAAAGAGCGGUGUGAUUGUAAAAUGGGUGUAGCUGAUUAAAUCGCAGGGUUUUCUCGGUGAUCUGAAGAGUAGUGUAAUUGGGGAAAGGGGUGUGGUCAAUAAAUUCUUGAGAUUUUCUUGACAAUCAUAAAGAGCGUAACUGGGUGAAGAGCAUUGUGUUUGUAAAAAAUGGGCGUGGCCAAUAAUUUCUCAUGUUUUUCUUGACCAGCUGUGCAGAAAGUAACCUGAUUAAGUGUGGUGUGAUUGUAUAAAGGGGCGUGGCCGAUCGUUUCAAUGAGCCUUUGUCGACUGUAGCUUCAGAUUCCUGUUCUUGGAGUGAAACGCAUGCGGUCCUCUGCCUCAGGAUUUGACACGUGGGCCAAUCUGAGAUGUUUUUUUGCUCACUGCGGUUGUAAAGAGUGAUUAUGAGUUAACGUAGCCUUGAUUCUUGGGGUUUUUUAACCAUUUGGGCAGAUGCUAACCUGAUGAGUGAUGUAAUAGUAAAACGGGGCGUGGUCAAGCGAAAUCCUGUAUGUGGAAGUUGUGUGACAUAAUGCAUAUAUCCAAGAAAUGGAACAGAAUUUUUAUGGCUAUGUUUGAAGGGAAAAUAUCAGAUAUAUCAGCCAUGCAUUUUAAAACGUCUCACUUCCUGUUACACGGCUCCGCCCACAUCAAUCUCUGGAUAAAAAAUAAGUGGGUGUAAAACAAACCAAACCAAACCGGCACGUGUAUCAUAUUAAAACAGUUUUAAAAAGUUUUAAAACCAUCAAAUCCAACAUUUCACUCCAACGUCCAACACUGGCACUCGGUGCGUGGCUGAUUAUUAACGUUAAACUUUAUUCAGUGCUACAUGUUAAAGAUGAAUGUGUGUAUAAAGUGUAAAUAAGAGAGUGCUCAUUAGCAUCGAGCGCUUCAGGCUUCGCUAGCGUAUUUAUUUUAGACGUAAAAUGCACAUACAGAAUUUCAUUAUUUUCAGAAUGUUAGCAUGUGAAUUAUUUUCCCGAAACUCACCGAUCUGCAAAUGUGGAGAACACAUGAGGCCUUAAAUCCGAUAAAUACAAACAGGGAUAAAAAAAAAAAAGAUUCUUACGAAGCAAACUUGCUAAAAAUCGAUGUUGCCUUAGCUCUGUGAUUUAAACUUUAUAUAUUUAUCCUUUAACUUUAUUCAUUUUUUUUAAUUAACCACCAAAAAACAUAGGCUGCUAGCUAGUUGGCUAACAUUUAGCUAGAUGGAAAUGUACCCAGUGUUAUUCUGGCUAGCUAACACCACAAUACUAGCGCCGGUGAGCUUGUGUUUGUGUUUGAAGAUUUAAAACCAUUAAUUAUUUUAUUUAACGAGUUAUUUUCUGUUUCUUGUGUUUAUCCAGACACUUAUGUAUUAGCUGCACUAGUUUAGCUAACUGGAUGUUAGCAAUGUGCUAAUUUCUUAUUCGGUAAAGGACAGGAGUAAUUCAAGUUUACAUUUAACUAGAAAAACUGAUCUACUGGCUACGAGCUAGCUAGCUAAUGUUAGCUAGAUGGAAGAAUGGCUACACUUGGUAGCUAAACGCAAAAUAACUUUAUCAUUGCUUUAUUUUCUUAAAACAUAUACAGAUUUAAUUCUGAAUAAUGAAACAUUUCCUCCUGAAGAGGAUGAUGAUAUUAUUAUCAAAGA
This is a messenger RNA of Ictalurus punctatus (channel catfish), 6914 nucleotides long. RefSeq names its product calcium-activated potassium channel subunit alpha-1. Gene Ontology annotation, molecular function: large conductance calcium-activated potassium channel activity. Gene Ontology annotation, biological process: potassium ion transport; transmembrane transport. The record is from RefSeq and is a predicted model, not a curated record. NCBI's taxonomy places the organism in Eukaryota, Metazoa, Chordata, Actinopteri, Siluriformes, Ictaluridae. Gene Ontology annotation, cellular component: postsynaptic membrane. The transcript is spliced from 33 exons. The coding region runs from base 1003 to 4806 and encodes 1267 amino acids.